Molecule: messenger RNA, 1188 nt
Organism: Ilyonectria robusta
Lineage: Eukaryota; Fungi; Ascomycota; Sordariomycetes; Hypocreales; Nectriaceae
Product: Lactonase, 7-bladed beta-propeller-domain-containing protein
Exons: 3
Coding region: 1-1188 (395 amino acids)
Molecular function (GO): 6-phosphogluconolactonase activity; protein binding
Source: RefSeq, a predicted model, not a curated record
AUGCGCACCAGCAGCCUGUGGUUGCUCUGGGCGGCGUCCUGCAACGCUGCUACUCUUUUCGCGGCAGACUCAGGUGGCAAUGUCACGACAUUAUCCCUUACAAAGCACAGGCAUGACUACGCGCUUUCUAUCAUCGGCAAGACCGCCGAUUGUGGGCCCAACCCUUCUUGGCUGACACUCGAUCGCCGAGACCGAGUGCUCUACUGCCUUGAUCGAGGUGCAAGCACUUCAACAUCCGGAUCUCUCAACUCUUUCUCUGUCGAUGGUGAUGGGUCUCUUAGCCGUGUGUCACGGGUUCAAGCGCCCCUUAGUGGUGUAGCCGGAGCGAUUGUCACUACGCCAUUGGGGGGACGGGGUUACGUGACCGCCUCAUACAAUCGAAGUGCGGCGUCCGUGAUCGCCCUUGGCAAGAAUGGAGCUCUCCCAGGGCCUGGGCCAUUACAGCUCAUCUUGCCCAACAUCACCGAAACCGGGCCAGUUGCUUCUCGACAGGACCGUAGCUACCUUCACCACGUCAUCAUUGACCCAACAAAUACAUACAUCGUCAUCCCUGAUCUCGGUGGAGAUCGAUGCCGUGUAUUUGCCUACGACAAGCACAACGUUGCGCCUAUCGUCGAGGUGGGAGAGCUUACGGCUGAGCCUGGCAGCGGACCGCGCCAUGGGUUUUUCCGAGUCAUGGCGAACGGAGAUACGUUCUUCUUCCACAACGGUGAACUCAGUCAGAAGGUGUAUUCCUACCGCGUCAAAUAUCAGAGAAAGGGUCUCAGCUUCACGCGUAUUUUUGACAUCCCUGCGCUAGAUGCUGGACUGCCUGCAACCACGGCCCCAGCAAGUGAGAUUGCCAUGAGUCCCGAUCAUCGUUUCCUUGUCGUGUCAAAUCGCGAAAAGUCCUUCAGCGCAUCGCCCCAAUUCGGGUCCGGGCCUUCAGACACGCUAUCUACAUUUGCCAUCAAGGAAGAUGGCACACUAAAACUCGUCCAGUUGACUCCAUCCGGCGGAUGGCUUCCUCGCCAAUUUUCCUUCAACAAGGCUGGAGACAAGAUUGCGGUAGGGCAUCAGGGCAAUCAGACAGUGGUUAUCUGGAAACGAGACGUCAAGUCUGGCAAGAUCAUUGCGGAGGACAAAGGUGGAAAGCUUGGCCAGAUCCAGCUGACUGGUCCAGUUGUAGCGACUAUUUGGGACGAAUAG